Molecule: messenger RNA, 2609 nt
Organism: Acaulospora morrowiae
Lineage: Eukaryota; Fungi; Glomeromycota; Glomeromycetes; Diversisporales; Acaulosporaceae
Source: the annotation of a GenBank genome assembly
GUUUAGCGACUCAACUUGGAAUAUCCGGUGGUAUCUUAGCAUAUUGUUUGUUACAGUUUGAAUGGAAUCGGCGUCGAAAGUCCAUGACAUAUUUAUAUUCUCCACGUACAAAGCUUUCAAAAAAUGCAUCACCACCGAUUCCUCCUGGUCUAUUUUCUUGGAUCAAGGUUUCCCUUUCUUUAGACGAAGAAUUUUAUUUGAAGAAUGUUGGUUUAGACGCUGUGAUGUACAUUCGAUUCCUAAAGAUGGCAUUCCAAUUUUUACUAUUUAACGUCUUGAUUGUUGGUCCAAUCCUUCUUCCGAUAAAUUAUUAUGCUGGAGGCACAAAUGAGGGAGUUGCUGGGCUUUCCAUUAGCAAUAUUCCUAGUGGCAUUAAAGAUCCGUUAUGGGCUCAUACAAUAUGUACAUACCUGGUGAGCUUAAGUUGGAUGUAUCUUUUAUAUAAAAAUUAUUGUGAUUACAUAGAUAUGUUUAGGCAGCAUCUCUUAAACAGGGUGAAAAAUGACCCGAUUACUGCUCGAACAGUGAUGGUUUCAAGGAUUCCUCCUGAACUGAGAACUGAAGAAAAACUUAGAGAGUUUGUAGAAAAGCUAGGCUUGGGACCUGUUGAAUCGACUAGAAUGGUACGGCACAUAGGCAAAUUAGACAGAAAGAUAAAGAGACGAGAGGAAGUUCUGCUAGCAUUGGAAAAAGCUCACAUACAACUCGCGAAAAAAUGUGAGACAAAGGAACAUCAGAGAAUUCAAUCGAUCGUAGAGUGGCUGGAUGUGCGUAAACGGAAACGGACUAAUAAUAUUGGAAAGCAGGUUUCGUCAGAUCAAGAUAAUUUUACUACAAGAAAUGCAACUGUAACUACAGCCAGCACCUUUACUAAUGAAGAUAUUAUGGAACAAGAGGAUGGAUAUGUAGGAUUUAUGGGAAGUGGAAAAAGUGUUUUGUCGAUCGACCAUUUCAUUAAAAAAUUCAACUAUUUGAACCGUCGCAUUGCAGAACUAAGAUCAUUGCCAAUAAAUGCAACACCAUAUAAAGCAACAAGUACUGGCUUCGUAACAUUUCGGGAUCAUAUUAGCGCUCAACUUUGUGCACAAAGCAUAAUGUAUUCAAAACCACAUACAUGUACGACAAAAAUGGCACCGGAACCAAGAGAUUUACUUUGGGACAACUUAUUUAUGAGAUUUCGGGAAAAAAUGAUACGUACUGUUAUCGUAAAUAUAUGCGUCUGGGCUUUGACAUUAUUUUGGCUUUUUCCAAUUGUUGCUUUUCUUACGUUGACAUCUAUCGAUUCACUUUCCCGUCGUAUUCAAUUCUUGGGUCCGUUUCUAGAAGCUGCACCUAUAAUCCGGACCUUGCUUCAAAAUGUAUUGCCAACAGUACUGGUUUCAUUUUUCAUGGCAAUUUUGCCCUGGAUUUUAAUGGAGCUUUCAAAACAAGAAUACUUUCCAUCUUACUCAGCUUUGGAAGAGGCGGUCCUUGUUCGACACUAUUACUUUACUCUCUUCAAUGUUUUCGUAGUAUUCUUGUUGGGAAUUACCUUUUUACAAUCAAUUUUCGAUGUCAUAAACAGUCCGACAAGUAUUUUCGAGGUUUUGGCAAUUAGUCUGCCGCAGGGUGCAACUUUUUUCAUCAACUACGUUAUUUUCAAUACAUGUACCCACGGACUAGAACUUGUCCAAGUCGGAUCGCAAAUUUUCCUUCACAUAAUUCUUACCUCCCGAUUUGUAGCAACUACUCCACUCCUCGUUAUUACCAUCACCUAUUCAACCAUCAACCCCUUAAUUCUGGUUUUUGCCCUCAUUUACUAUGCUAUUGCCCUUUUGGUAUUCAAGCACCAAUUUGCUUAUUGUUACGUGCGCCGAUAUGAAUCCGGUGGAAAGCUAUAUCGCCGAGUCUUUAAAUAUACCACUGAUGGAUUGAUUAUCUUCCAGAUAACCGUCAUCGGUAUGAUCUGGUUGCGCACAGCCAUUGUUCCUGGAGCCUUUCUUAUUCCGCUUUUAAUAGGCACAGGAUAUUUUAAAUAUUAUUGUCACAAAACCUUUUACUCCAGGACACAUUUCUUGGCUCUGGAUACUAGGCUUGAGGUAGACCAAGAUGGUCAAGCUGGUGUUGAUGUUCAAACGGAGAAGCCUAUUACCCAAUCACCCAAAUUAUCCCAGGAUAAUGAUGAUUUAGGUGGAGGCGUGAGCACUAAACCAAAAGAGAAUACGGAAUUUGGGGUGGGAAGCAUGUUUGGGAGGAAAUCCACAAGUGACGGAUUUCGUAGAUUAGAAACAAUCUCAGGGAAUGCUAGUGAAGGUAGCACAAAGGAUAAUGUUCCUGAAAACAAUCCUACUUCCUUGGAAAACAGAAGUUUGAUUACUAUGCAGACAAACAAUCAACUAAAGGAAAAGAUUAAUAACAAAAGGGAUAGCAAAAAUGUGUUACUCAGUUCUACGGAGAACCCAUCUAGAUUUGAAAUAUCUAUCGAGAACCCUGAACAAAAACGAGGUGUUGAUUUCGAAUGUACAGCCACAGCCAUUCCGGUUAAACAAUCUCAGACAAUCGAUGUAACGGAAACCUCUCCCGAAUUAACUUCAUACAAAAAAAGAAAUAACAAUGGAAAAAAUAGAUAA